AUGCCGAGGUUUAUCGAAAGUCGCACAUGGAGACUUCUUCGCAACGUGCCAGCCAGAUACCAUCGACUUGUGCGAGAGGCUCUAUCAUUGAGACAGAAGAUCACAGUGUCUCGCCAAUCCAUCCACUUCCUACAUCGUUGUCUGACUCAUCGCGUGGUACCAAGGUUCAUGGAUCAAAAGCAACUUCACGUUCUGUGCGGUGUACCAAAGAACAACAGACAAUUGGUGGACAUCCAAACGCGUCUUCUUCGAACAUGCCUACGUGCCAAACAAGACGAAUUAUACGCUAAUAUCAAGAAAUGUUUGUCGAAAGAAUUGUCAUGUUCACGAUUUUUGGAUGAACGCCUUUGGAGGAGAAUAGUGGGUGGGUCGAUUUCGAUAUGUGAUUCUAUCCGGUCUAAGACUAAGUCCGCUUUACGGAAAAAGUUCGACAGUUUGCUUAGUAGGUCACGUAGUGAUAGUGCACAAAAGUAUCAAAAAACAUUCCGCUCUGACCUUAGCCAUCGCGAAACUACUGCUAACGAGCAAUCUUUGUCUGCCACCUCUCGAGUUACCGUACUUGGAGGCAUUUCUAUAUCAAAGAACAUACAAUCAGCGCUGGAAUUAGGACCUAGUUUCUCACCAUCUCAACCUAUUUCUACUGCGGUUCUGCGAAAAAUCGCAUGCAAUCUACAAGAACUUCAAGAUCGUCUCCGUCAAAAAGCAAAAUCAAAAACCACUGAGACUGCCCAGCAGCAGUCUAAAGCGCUUCCGCCUAUACCCUUCCCACGUACUUUCUUUAGACAACAGGAACCUAACGCAGUGGUGGAUAUUAGUAUCCGUCUUUUUGCAGAUGAACUAUUCAACGUUUUAGAUCGCUACAGACGGAGAAAGUGUCACCCAAACAUCACUCAUGAACAGCGCUUAGGCAUUAGGGAAGUUCGAGAGCUUGUUAAGUCUAAAACUAUCAGAUUAUCCACCAGUGACAAGGGUGGGGAAUUUGUAGUCAUUCCUCGUCAUCUAGACGAAGCCCUCACAUUAUGUCACCUCCAAGACAGCUCCCUCUAUCGCUCUUCCACUGUCGAAGAAUUUCUCACGCAACACCGUAGACUCAAUAGGGUAUGGAUGAGUACCAGCAAAUCAGCGCAAUUACCACCCUCGACUGCGACCCGGCUUAAAACAGAGUUACCUGCGCGUCCUGUCUUGUACCUCCUAAUAAAAACUUACAAGCUGAACUCUGAUAGUGAGCUUGCCUCUGAAGAUCCUUCAACGUUCAAGGUAAGACUUAUCAUAAGCUGCGUAGGAGGUGUCACAGAUAGGAUCGCUUGGUUCUUAAACGUAGUGUUGGUGCAGCUGUUAAAAUUCGUACCAGCCCACCUUACGAACACUCAUAUGUUUUUGGACCACCUAAAGAACACGCAUUUUGAUAACUCAUGCGUAAUGGAGUCUUUCGAUGUUACUGCAUUGUACACGAACGUCUCCAACGACUCGGCUAUGCAGGCAGUUUUUGAGCUUUUAACUGAACACCAGAGCUCUAUAAACAUGUAUGGCUUUUCCGUGGAGCAGUUGAUGGUUGUUCUCAGGGAAUGUCUCAAAUGCACUGUCUUCAGAUGGUCGGGCAACUAUUUUGCGCAAAUCAGGGGUCUUGCCAUGGGACAACGGUUGGCGCCAACGCUCGCCAUUGCUUUCAUGGCUAAGAUUGAGGCACCGAUUUGGGAAACACGACCUUUGCUAUAUUGCCGAUAUAUCGACGACUGUUUCCUUGUCUGUUCGUCUCAAGCAGAGAUGGACAACUGUUUCAAGAUUUUAAAUGAGCAGUCGGAGUAUAUAAAGUUCACUCGGAAUAAGCCUAAAGGAGAAUGGUUACCCUUCCUUAACGUCCAAGUGCAUAUUUCAAACAGAACGCACAGGACAAAGUGGUACCGCAAACCCAGUAAUAAAAAUAUCUUAGUUCACUUUCUUUCUGCCCAUCCCACACAAGUUAAAAGGUCGGUAGUACGAAACAUGUUUCGCACGGCCACCUCCGUUUGCAUUGGAAGAGAAGAAAGACGAGAAUCUAUCGAGCUUGCUAGGAAAAUUGCGGUUAGUAACGGCUACACACCUAUGCGGUCUAUCACAAAAAGAGCACAAACCCGAAAUAAAUCUGGUAUGGAGAAAGUACCCUUUUGUGUACCAUUUAUUUCCGAUGAGGUUAGCGCUGCUAUUCGGCGGUGUCUGAGGAAAGCUAAACUUGAAGAAUCUGUUACCAUCGUGGAGCUCCCCCCUAGUAACCUUAAGCAAAUACUCAUUCGUAAUCGCCUAUAUGAUCGUAUUUGCACGACACCGGAGUGUAAAAUAUGCCCAGAUAACAACGAGGGUGAUUGCAUGAGUUCAUGUGUUGUUUAUAUGAUUUGCUGUGUACAGUGUGGUGACGAAUACAUAGGAGAAACAGCUAGACCACUAUGUAUUCGAAUCAAAGAACACCUGGACGGCAAAAGGAAAUCAUGUGACUCCACUGCAUUGGGUGGUCACAGGGUGCGGCGUCAUAACGGAGAAGAUUUUGAAGUAAAGAUCACGAUUUUGGCGCGCGAACCUAGCAUUGCGGCGCGCAAGGCUCUGGAAGCUUUUUGGAUCCACUCCAAGAGUCCAAAAAUGAAUCGCAAGGAGGAAUGCCUCUCCAUUACGCGGGAACUCGCGCCUUAUUUAAGGCUGAUAUUUGAUUGCGCUAGCCACCUCACAUCAGGUAUCUGGCAGUGGUAG
Messenger RNA from Necator americanus (New World hookworm), 2718 nucleotides. RefSeq lists its product as uncharacterized. Gene Ontology annotation, molecular function: nucleic acid binding. The coding region runs from base 1 to 2718 and encodes 905 amino acids. The record is from RefSeq and is a predicted model, not a curated record. The transcript has a single exon. Lineage: Eukaryota; Metazoa; Nematoda; Chromadorea; Rhabditida; Ancylostomatidae.